Molecule: messenger RNA, 2403 nt
Organism: Cladocopium goreaui
Lineage: Eukaryota; Dinophyceae; Suessiales; Symbiodiniaceae
Source: the annotation of a GenBank genome assembly
UCUCGCCACAAGUGGGGAGCCCAGCCAGCUGGGUGACCCCUGUCCAGAUGGGCAAUGUCAUCGGUGAAAUGGAGCGACCUGCCGGACAGCACUCCGCUUGACUAUGAGCAGGAGAAUCAGAAGAGACCUGGGAGCAAGUCCCACGAGUUGUACGAAAAAUACAAGAAGUCCAAGACUUAUGGUGAGGCAAAAGCCAAUGGAGCGCGGCCUGAAGAUUUCCGCCACGACUAUGGGAAGGGAUGGCUGAAGCUCCAACCAGCCGAUGGACAACUUCCUCUAGUUCCUCCAAAGAAUGGGGCGAAGAAGGAAUCGGAAGGCUCGAAGCGACCGUCCAAAGAUGGCGGGUCCAAGAAGUCCAAGGAAGAGGAUGAGCCAAUCUGGCAGGAGGAAACGAGAGAUCCAGAGCAGAUUCAGCAAGACUUGAAGAAACAGGAGCAGCUCAGCAAAGAGCUGAACGAGCUCAAGAACGAUCAGUACAAGAAACGUGAACGGCCCAAGGAUGCCUUCGAAAUGGCCAUGGAAGCCUUCAGUAAGGGCUCCUCGAAGAGCUCAAAACAGAUCAAGGUCAGUGAGGGCGAAUCCAAGGGUGCUGCCUUCGAUGUGAAGCUGGAAAAAGCCCACAAACAACUGCAGAAAGAGACCAUGGAGCAGUUAGAGAAAGCCCGCAAGGAAAGGGCGGAGAAAGCGGCGAGAGAAGCUCGAGAGGAAGCUAAGGUGAAAACCGAAAGAUCCUCUCGGGCCAAAGUCCCUCCUGAGAAGACGCCUGAGAAACCCGAGAAGAUUGAAAAGACUUCGAAGCCCAUUGAAAAGACCAAGAUCGAAAAGGCUGAAAAGGCGGAAGCGAAAGCAGAAAAGAAGGAGAAGGUUGAAGUCAAGUCGGAGAAAUCCGACAAAGUGAAACAUGACAAGUCCGACAAGGAAAAGAAGUUGAAGAAGGACAAGAAGGAGAAGAAGCACAAGAAGGACAAAAAACACAAGAAACACAAGAGACGUGAGCACAAGAAGUCCGAGACGCAAGGAACCAAGAAGCCUCCAAGGUUGUCAGCGUCUCGCAUCAGAGAACUUCUAAGGUCCAAAGUAAAGAACUUUGCCGGGGGGAAACACGCUUAUCGCAAAGAUGAACAGGGGCUAUUCAUCCGCCUGGAUUCCAACAGGAAAAGGGAGUGUACCUCCGUGUACAUGGGGGUGUCUCCAGCGCCGGGCCAGAACAAAGACGGCAGCAGGCCUGCUUGGCGGGCUCGCUACGAAGGAACUACCCUUGGCACCUUCGACACAGAAGAGGAGGCGGCCCAAGCCUACGCCAAGGCCCGCGCUGAGCAUGAGAAAAAUGGAGGCAGCCCUGGCUCCAAUGGAGUGAAGCGUCCGUCUCCCACGCCACAGGAGAAAGAGGCAAGCCCAAACAAGGAACCGGACAAGAUUCCGGAUAGCCUGCAAGCGACCGUGGAGGUUCUUCAAAGGCAAAUCAACGAAUUGAAACCCCAGCAGCUUGACAAGUUGAUUGAGUACUUCAAGGCUGACAUCACUUGGCGAGCAGAUGAUGCUGAGGAUUUCAACUUUGACUUGAAGACCUACUCCGUACCACGACUCCGUGAACUCACCAGGCUGAUCCGGCAAGUCCGCGCGGAGGCUGCGAAUACUUUGGAUGCAAAUGAGAGGUUGCGCCUCCAGCAAUCCAAACCAGCAGUGUCACAAAGUGCACAACUGGCAGCCAUGAAUCCCCAGAACGAGCGAGAACUCCAGGACAAGAUCAGGGAGCUCGAACAAAAGAAUCAGAACCAGCAGAGGCAAAUCGAAGAGCAGAAGGUCCAAAUGAUGCAGAUGCAAGUGCCAGCCGUGCAAGCGGCACAGGCACAAGUGCAAGUGCAGGAUCCGCGAUUUCCUCCAGGUCAGAACAGCUUUGGAGGCAGUUCCAGCUCCACUCGCCCGAAUGAGACGUGGAAGGUCGCGCAGGAGGCUAUGUCCCAGGCUUUGCACGGCAGCCAUCCAGCAAGUCUUCCACCAGGUGGCCGAUGGCCUGCAGGUUACAUUGGCGAUGGUGGCGGCUGGGUACCCGGAGGAGAGCCUCCGAAGAAUGCGCAGCCACCAGCAAUACCACCUGGUGAUACUGAACCACCUGGUCGCUGUGUGGAGACUUGUCGAUGUGGUCAGGUGGUGAGCCGUGCAUGGGAGGUGGAGAAGCCCUGGCUGAAAGACGAGGCCAGGGCUAUGGCCAUCAUGGCUGCCAUUCAUCGCUUUGAAAGCCAGCCAUCCGUUGAACGCCGUGGCAAAGUCUCAAAGCAGAACCGCUACGAGCCAGCUGCACCUACACAACAGGCGCUGGCGGCAGAAGUUGCGAGCAGGGUGCCGCUCCCUGCGCAUUUGCGCAUGCGAGCCCCGUGAUGGCCGUGACGUGUGGCGGGAAAA